Ochotona princeps (American pika) is the source of this 2001-nucleotide messenger RNA. Its product is annotated as cadherin-related family member 5. NCBI's taxonomy places the organism in Eukaryota, Metazoa, Chordata, Mammalia, Lagomorpha, Ochotonidae. The record is from RefSeq and is a predicted model, not a curated record. Gene Ontology annotation, cellular component: plasma membrane. Gene Ontology annotation, molecular function: calcium ion binding. Gene Ontology annotation, biological process: homophilic cell-cell adhesion. The transcript has 16 exons. Bases 1 to 2001 code for a protein of 666 amino acids.
AUGGGGGCCUGGCCCCAGCUGUGGCCUCCGCUAGUGCUGGCCCUGCUGCUCACCGCCUUGCUGGGCCAAUCCCCGGGGGCUGAGGCCCAGGGCUGCUCUGUGAACCCAACCAUCGUGGAAAUUGAGGAGAACACCCACAGAUCGGAGGCCCUGGCCCACCUAGUGAUCCCAGAUGGCCAGCAGGUGGUCCUAGGGCCCUCAACCACCACUGGUGCGUUUAGGAUUGAGGGGACCGAACUGUUUCUCAACGUGACUCCUGAUUAUGAGGACACUCCAUGGCUGUUUGCUGAACUUCAGUGCAUGAGGGGGACCACUCUGGUGACCACGCUGAACGUGGACGUGGUAGUGCUGGAUCUGAACGACAAUGCCCCAGAGUUCCCCUUCAGCAGCCUCGAGAAGUCCGUGGAGGAGGACACUAAAGUGGACACCACAAUCAUCCCUGAGGAGGAGCUGGAGGCCCAGGACCUGGACCAGAAUGACAUCUUGUUCUACACGCUCCGGGAGCUGACCCAGGGUGCCAGCAGCUUCUUCUCCCUGGUGGGUGAAAACCGUCCAGCACUGAAGCUGACCCGCACCCUGGACUACGACAAGUUCUCGAGCAUGACCUUGGAGCUGCUGGCACGGGACACCUGGGAGGAGAACGAGCAGCCCAGCCAUACGGCCACGGCCACACUGAUCCUGACGGUGCUGCCCACUGAUCUGCGGCCACCCUGGUUCCUGCCCUGCAGCUAUUCGGAUGGCUACGUCUGCAUCCAGGCCCAGUACCAUGGGGCCGUGCCCACAGGACACACACUGUCGGAGCCUCUUGUCCUGCGUCCCGGGCCCAUCUAUGCGAAGGAUGGAGACACGGCCAUUGGGCAACGCAUCAUCUAUAGUUUGUUGAGUGGAAACCAGGAUGCCACAUUCACCAUUGAUGCAGCCUCAGGCAACCUCACCAUGGCCAAGAGCGUGCCGCACCCCAUGACCUUCCUCCUGGUGGUGAAGGGCGAGCAGGAGGACCUUGCCCGGUACUCUGUGACCCAGGUCACUGUGGAGGCCCGUGCAGCCACAGGCAGCCCGCCCUACUUUGCCCAGACGCUGUACCGUGGCAUCGUGGCACCUGGCUCCACAGCGGGCGUGGCCGUCCAGGAUGCCACUGCUCCGCCGGAGCCUCUGAGGCUCCAUGCCCAGGACGAUGACUUCCCGGACUUGAACUCAGCCAUCACGUACCGGGUCACCAACUGCUCUGAGUUCCGGAUGGACGGCGAGGCCCUGCUGACCGCCAGCAGCGAGCUGCCCCAGGACCACAUCUUCUACUGCGAGGUGGAGGCCAAAAACACGGUGACAGAAAGCACGGCCACCACCGUGGUCGAGAUCCACGUCUUGGUGCAGAAUCCACUGCCCACAGAACCUUCUGGCUACUCUGCAAGGGACAUGGCUGCGCUGGGCGGCACGUUGGGCGGCCUGCUGUUGCUGGCCCUCGUCGGCUUGGUCUUCCUGUCCCUCAAGCUCUAUGGCCACCAGCUCAAGUGCUGCGCCCGCAAAGUGCUGGAGCCUGUUCCCCGAGGCUUAGACAACCAGGCCUUCCAGUCGGACCCCUAUGACGACGACAACGCCAGCGUGUCCUCCACCCCCAACGCCGAGCCUGCGCCCCCGUCCCCGCCUGUAGCAGACCCCGACCCCGCGCCGCCCAGCCCUGCGCCCUCCGACAGCGCCCCCGGGUCACCAGCGGCCCCUGUGCGCACGCAGGGCAGCCCCGAGGCAGUGAGGUCGAUCUUGACCAAGGAGCGGCGGCCCGAGAGCGGCUACAAGGCCGUGUGGUUCGGGGAGGACAUCGGUGCUGAGGCCGACGUCGUGGUGCUCAACACACCCGGCAUGGAUGGCGCAGACGCGGAAGCUGACGACGACGACGACCCCGAAAACACCUACUGCAUAAAUGUGCAGGCCCGGGGCUCCCGCGAGCUGUUUGUCCGGGAGACUCCGGCGGCCAGGGUCCGGCCUGCCACUACCGUGCAGACCUGA